Molecule: messenger RNA, 369 nt
Organism: Vanessa tameamea
Lineage: Eukaryota; Metazoa; Arthropoda; Insecta; Lepidoptera; Nymphalidae
Exons: 3
Coding region: 1-369 (122 amino acids)
Source: RefSeq, a predicted model, not a curated record
AUGACUAUUACUACUAUUGGAAGAGAUAGGAUCGAGGCGAGAGUUGAAAAUGUAAAGAAAUGCCUAUUUUUCUAUCAUAAUACACUAGAGUUCAUUGAGAAUAUUGAUCUUGAAAUGGAAAGUUGGAUCUGUCUUCAGUUGUUUAUCGGUUUGCCAAAAACUGUGAUGUAUACAUACAAAGCUAUGAAGACUGUUCUCAAUGAGGUAUUACUUAUGGAGAUUCAACGGACCUUGAAUUACAUGAAAUUCCGUCCAAUGAAGUGCAGUAUUUGGCGGAUGUUCCCGCUGAACGCUACCCUACCCCUGAAAUUUGUCAGCUUAUGCGUUACAUAUAUAAUCGUGAGCGCUCAAUUCACAAGUUUGAUGUAA